This is a messenger RNA of Colletotrichum aenigma, 1161 nucleotides long. RefSeq names its product Sterol uptake control protein 2. Gene Ontology annotation, molecular function: zinc ion binding; DNA-binding transcription activator activity, RNA polymerase II-specific. The record is from RefSeq and is a predicted model, not a curated record. The coding region runs from base 1 to 1161 and encodes 386 amino acids. The transcript has 3 exons. Gene Ontology annotation, biological process: regulation of transcription by RNA polymerase II. NCBI's taxonomy places the organism in Eukaryota, Fungi, Ascomycota, Sordariomycetes, Glomerellales, Glomerellaceae.
AUGGAGGACCUACCUACACUGCGUCGCGGGCCCAAAAAGAAUCACCGGAAGGUUCGCACAGGAUGUACAACAUGCAAAAGGAGGAAGGUGAAGUGCGAUGAAGAGCAACCGAUAUGCAAUCAGUGUGUCAAGCAGAAAGCAGAUUGCGACAUUAACUCCAAGUCAACCAGCAACUUUCGCCAAUAUGAGCUUCUGGACGGGCCCACCCUCACCCCCAGUCAAGCACCAGACCUCAACAUGAUGGACCUAGAGCUGAUCUAUCACUGGACACUCUGGACCCACGACUCACUCACACUCAGUCCCCUACUUCGGACUUUCUGGCUCAGAAAUACCACCAAGGUAGGCUUCCGCUGCGAUUAUGUCAUGCGGAGCAUUCUUGCUCUCUCGGCUGUUCACCUAGGUCAUGUCAACCCCCUCAGAAGCGAAACGCUCGUUCGGUAUGCCCUUACUCAGCACAACCUGGCUGCCGCAACUGUCAGGGAGUUGAUACACCACAAUAAUGAUUCAAAAAGUACGGAAACAGCAGAGAACCUGUUCUUGUAUUCCGUUCUCAUCAAAUUCUAUGUCAUCUCUCAGACCGAUGAACCCCACGCCGCCUUUUUCGGUCGCACCGGAAAGACGGAAAACGACACUCCAGACUGGAUGGCACUCUUCAAAGGCUCUCGAAAUCUCUCGCUGGUCUCGUCGUUACUCGUUAGCCGCAGCCUUACCCAUCCCCUCAUUGAGCACAUGGUGCAGAUGUACUCCUACCGGGAUCUCGUUGCUCAUGGUCCCUACCUCGACUCGCUUCUUUGGCACAUGAACACUGUGAAAGAUCGUUGUUCCACGUCAGAGAUUUCCACUUACUUGCAUGCAGCUCAAGAACUAGAAGCCACUUUCGGGGUGUUGCGCGAGUAUCCUGAGACCCGAGAAACAAUCCAUGCCUUUCUCCUGGUAAGCAAUGUGUCAGACCACAGGGGAGACUUCAUUGCCUUGCUCCAACAGCCCGAACCAUCACAGGAGGCCCUGGUGAUCUUCACGUACUUUUGCAUGAUCCCACGACGGCUUCCACCGCGCUGGUGGUCAGAGAAGUGGAUCGAGGGGCUUGGAGAUGGUGCUUUCAGCUUGCUUGACGAUGAGCAUAAGGAUUGGAUUGUUGAGCCACCAUCUUGGGACAGCUAG